GCAUACCUGGUCCCCUCUACUCCCACCGCUACGGUACGCAGGUCUACCACAUCGUCUGAUUCCGCAGCAUGGAACAGACUGAAGCAGCUCCGCCUCUCCUCAGCGGCUCUGAUGACCACACAAGGUCUCCUCCAACAUCGCCCGAACACUCUCCCGCGCCAGGAGCACUGCCUUCCAUCCUCAAGUCCUCAUCCCUCCACCCAGCCUCCAGACCAGGAACACCAGACGGCCUCGCAACCUCACACAGCACACCACACCUCAGCGGUCUAGUCAACAGCAGCGCCAAUAGUACACGCCCCGCCUCGGCCUCCUCGAGUGCUAUCCACUUUAGCUCCGGUAGUCAUCCAGAGCAUGUAGCACCCUCGGAUCUGCACCCGGCUUCUAGGCCAGCUCACCUGCGCAGGGCAAGCUCAGAUUCGGUCCCCUCGACUAGCCAGACGCCAGAUGAUGGCUCUACUGCACCUUCUGCAGGAAAGAGGGGGAGCGUAUCCUCAAUCGAGGAGGAGACUUACUCUCACACUGGCCCAUCGAGCAUCCUCAAGCGUCCCUCGCGCCCCAAUUACGGCGGUAGAUUAGGGGCAGGACCAGCGCUACCCUCGAACAGUCGCACCGCUUCUUCAGGUGGGUUAAGCGCAGAUAUCAAGCCUGGCUACGAGCGAAGGGUGGGGUUCGAUUCCAUGGUAGAUGCAGACGAGACGGCUUCGGGGACAUUCGGAUUCACGUUGCAGGUGAAGAGUCAUGGUUAUACUAGGACGAGGAAUACUAGGACAUUCAUGUGUGCCGUGGAUGAGGAAGCGUAUUCGGAGAGGGCAAUGGAGUGGCUCAUGGAGAGUCUGAUCGAGGACAACGACGAGAUCGUGACAGUGACCGUCCUCGAGGGAGAUCCAGAUGAGAUCGACCAGGAACAAGCUCGAGAAGAUGCCAAGGAGCUAAUGGCCAAGCUGCUAAUGCUCAAUGAAGAGGUCGCAGAUCGGAAGAUAUCAAUCGUUGUUGAAUUCCUGGCUGGGACGGUAACAAGCACGAUCAUCCGUCUGAUCCACAUGUACCGCCCCGACUCCCUCACCAUCGGCACACGAGGUCGUUCCGUCUCCACCUUCCAAAAGAUCCUCGGCGGGCCCAUGAUUGGCGGUUCCUCCCGCGACAUCCUCUCUCGCUCCCCAGUCCCCGUAGUGGUGGUCCAACCCUCAAAUGCAAGCAAGAAGCACCUCAAGCAGCGGCAGAAUGACCCCAAGCGAAGGAGCUACCAUCGACUGGUGGGUGGGAGCGGGACGGAUUCCCCUGCUCCUGGGUCGGGAGGGGUGGGAAGUGGAGGAGGGGGUGGGUCGAUUCAUAAAGAGGAUGGAGAUGAGGGCAGCGCAGAUCUUGCUGGUGGGGAAGAGGGGGCGGUGGGAGCCAGGAGUAGUGGUAGGGAAUGAGCAGCUCUCCAGGAAAGGCAAGGUGCCAAGGGCAAGGGAGCGCUCCCUGCUUCAUGCUUCAAGCUUCGACUUUGAAUUCCUGUUAGGUACGGGACUCGGUAUAUACACUGUCACUCGAAUAGAAUCAGAAUUUAUAUGGGCUAAGAGUUUACUGUCUCUUUUUCUCUCAUCGUCGUUGGUCUCAUCCAUACGUAUGCUCACCUCUUGAUUCGAC
Molecule: messenger RNA, 1629 nt
Organism: Microstroma glucosiphilum
Lineage: Eukaryota; Fungi; Basidiomycota; Exobasidiomycetes; Microstromatales; Microstromataceae
Exons: 5
Coding region: 69-1415 (448 amino acids)
Source: RefSeq, a predicted model, not a curated record